AUGGCUGAGACCUCUACAAAUAAAGAAACCCAUGAUGUGGUUGUUCUCAAUGUCAAUGGUGCAAAAUCUAAUGCAGGCUCCAACAUCUUUGUCUCUGUCCCUUUCUUACAGAAGUUGGUGGCAGAGUUAGUGGGGACAUACUUUCUGAUAUUUAUCGGAGGAGCAUCAGUAAUUGUGAAUGCGAACAACGAGAACAUGGUAACGCUGCCAGGGAUUUGCAUGGUUUGGGGUCUUCUCGUGAUGGGUCUAGUCUACACUGUUGGUCACAUCUCUGGUGCCCAUUUCAAUCCUGCUGUCACUCUCGCUUUUGCUUCCAUUAAACGAUUUCCUCUCAAACAGGUACCAGCUUAUAUAUUAAUCCAAGUUGUAGGAUCCACUCUUGCAAGUGUGACUCUAAGACUUGUUUUCACAGGAAAACAUGACCACUUCAUAGGAACAUUGUUGUCUGGCUCAUAUCUUCAGGGCUUUGUGGUUGAAUUCCUCGUCACUUUCUAUCUUAUGUUUGUCAUCUCUGGUGUGGCCACUGAUAGCAGAGCGAUUGAUGAGCUAGCUGGGCUUGUCGUAGGGGCAACCGUGAUGAUUAACUCGUUAACAGCAGGGCUGGUGACCGGAGCAUCAAUGAACCCAGCGAGAACCCUAGGGCCGGCAAUCGCAUGGCAUGAGUAUAGAGGAAUAUGGGUGUAUAUGAUAGCACCAGUGGCAGGAGCGGUAGUGGGUGCAUGGGUUUAUAACAUCAUGAGGCAUACAAACAAGUCAUCAAUACAUGAGAUCACAAAAAGUACUUCUUUUCUCAAAGGUUCAAGCUCCAGUAGUUGUGGAGCCAAGUGA
Molecule: messenger RNA, 828 nt
Organism: Prosopis cineraria
Lineage: Eukaryota; Viridiplantae; Streptophyta; Magnoliopsida; Fabales; Fabaceae
Product: nodulin-26-like
Exons: 5
Coding region: 1-828 (275 amino acids)
Biological process (GO): transmembrane transport
Cellular component (GO): membrane
Molecular function (GO): channel activity
Source: RefSeq, a predicted model, not a curated record